AUGGCCAAUGUCACCACCAUGAUGGAAUUCCUCCUCCUGGGGUUCUCGGAGGUACGGGAGCAGCAGCUGGUCCACACCGUGCUGUUCCUCCUGCUGUACCUGGAGUACUUCUUCCUCAGGCACCUGUCCAUCCUCGACCUCUGUUACAUCUCCACCACUGUCCCCAAAUCCAUUGUCAACUCCCUGACUGACCGUAGAGAAAUUUCUUUCCUGGGCUGUGUCUUCCAAGUGUUUGUCUUCAUAUCUUUGGCAUCUACCAAAAUGGCCUUGCUCACUGUGAUGUCCUGCAACCGCUACGUGGCCAUAUGCCUCCCCCUGCGCUACGAGUUCGUCAUUAGCCGAGGGGCCUGUGGGAAGAUGGCAGCUUCUUCCUGGUUCAGUGGGAGUCUUUCUGGACUUAUGCAAACAGCAGUGACCUUCUCUCUACCCUUCCGUGGGUCCAAUGAGAUCCACCAGUUCUUCUGUGAUAUCCCCCAGCUCCUGAAACUCUCUGGUUCUGACUGGAUCAUGGCAGAGAUGGACAUUUCAGCCCUCAUUGCAUGUCUUGCCUUCAUCUGUUUUGUCCCCAUGAUCAUCUCCUAUGUCUGCAUCUUCUCAGCCGUGCUGAGGCUACGGUCCUCAGAAGGCCAGAACAAAGCCUUCUCCAUCUGUCUGCCCCACCUCGUCGUUGUGGCUUUCUUCUUCUCCAUCGGUUCCUUCGCUUAUCUGAAACCGCCCUCUGACUCUCCCUCAUUUCAAGACCUGCUGGUGUCCGUGUUCUACACGGGGGUGCCCCCUACACUGAACCCCCUCAUCUACAGCCUGAGGAAUAAGGACAUGAAGGCUGCCCUGAAGAAGGAUCAUAGGAAGGGAGAGGUUCACUUAGAAUGGAAUAUUUUUAAAGAGAUUGCAGCUCUGUCGGGUGGAAAGAACAGGGAGCUGGAGGACAUGAAGUCAUCAUUUUGGAGCUGA
Molecule: messenger RNA, 951 nt
Organism: Ornithorhynchus anatinus (platypus)
Lineage: Eukaryota; Metazoa; Chordata; Mammalia; Monotremata; Ornithorhynchidae
Product: olfactory receptor 14A16-like
Exons: 3
Coding region: 1-951 (316 amino acids)
Biological process (GO): G protein-coupled receptor signaling pathway
Cellular component (GO): membrane
Molecular function (GO): G protein-coupled receptor activity; odorant binding; olfactory receptor activity
Source: RefSeq, a predicted model, not a curated record